This is a messenger RNA of Oreochromis niloticus (Nile tilapia), 952 nucleotides long. RefSeq names its product vegetative cell wall protein gp1-like. The annotation marks the transcript as partial. The transcript has a single exon. NCBI's taxonomy places the organism in Eukaryota, Metazoa, Chordata, Actinopteri, Cichliformes, Cichlidae. The record is from RefSeq and is a predicted model, not a curated record.
UGUCAACACACAAAGAAUAGUCACUGUCAAGAGGGGCCCGUCCAGCCACAGCCACCUGCCUCCGCUGGAGGGUCCGAGGGGCCCGUCCAGCCACAGCCACCUGCCUCCGCUGGAGGGUCUGAGGGGCCCUUCCAGCCUUCGUCGCCACCACCUGCGGCUCCCACGCCGUCGCCUGCAGUGCCACCAUCUGUUUCGUCGCCUGCAGCUCCAUCCUCGUCUGGUCCAGCCUCCGAGUCUUCAUCCUCACCUGGUCCGGCUUCAGCUACGGCUUCAUCCUCGCCUGGUCUGGCUUCGGCUUCGCCGUCGCCUGGUCCGGCUUCGGCUUCGCCUGUCCGGCCUGCUCGGCCUGCACGUCCUGUCCGGCCGCUUUCCAGGCCAAUGACUGGACAUCCUCGCCGUCGUGGCCAGCCUCCUGACCUGCUCCGUCGCCGCCGGUGCCUCCCUCCCGGCCGGCCUCCUGAACUUUUUUCUGGACUCUUGGGCCGUUGUCCUCCGGGCCGGCCCCCUGAACCGCCCAGAUUUGGACUGCUAUGCCGUCGACCUCCGGGCCGGCCCCCUGAACCUUUUCGAGACUGUUGCCUGGGCCUCUGCGCCUUUCGUGGGCCCUUUUGUUUGUUUUCUUUUGGACUGUUCCUGGGCCUUGGUGCUGUUGUUUUGUUCUGUUUUGGUCUUUGUUCCCUGUGUUUUGGUUUCUGGCUGCUUGUGUUUUUGUUUCUGUCCCUCCGUCCGGUUCCCCCGACGCCCACGCUGGUUGGGUUGUUUUUUGUUUUGGUGUUUCGGUUUGGGCUGUCUGGGAGCCAGGCCUUUGGGGGGUGCUGUUAGGAUGCCUGGGUCGUUGGCCCAGGGUUUUGAGGUUAUUAUGUUAUUUAUCAUUUCUAGUCUUUGGUUUCUUAGUUGGAGUUCUGUCUUAUGGUUUAUGUCUCUGUGUAAUCCUUAGUUGCUGUCUGCUAUA